AUGCUGCUCCAGCCGAUCCCGAUGUACAGCCUGCGACAAGCCGCCGUCCCGGCCUUCCAUCCCGUCUCUCCCCCUUCCGCCGUCGGCGCCAAGGAAAACCUCGGGCAGAUGUGCGCGGAUCCCUACGAGCCCGACGUCGACGCCGACCUCCGGGCCAAGGAGAGGGACUCCAGGGAGCACCCCGACGCCGACUACAUGUCCAAGAUGCAGCAGGGCCACAUCAGCCCGUCCAUGCGCGCCGAGCUCGUGCUCUGGAUGGGCGCCUUCGCCGGGCACCUCGGCGGUCUCCCGGAGGGCACGCUCUGCCGCGCAGUCGUCUACCUCGACCGCGUCCUGUCCGUGCGCCCCAUGCCGGCCCACGACCAGGCGCUCCAACUCGUGGCCGCUGCCGCCGUCUCCCUCGGGGCCAAGUACGAGCAGUCCUUUAGCGGGCGGAGGCUCGACGCCGACGUUGUCGAGGCGUUUCACGGGACCACCGUGCACGCGGUGGAGGCGAUGGAGUGCGAGCUCGUCAUGGAUCUCGGUUGCCUCAUGGAUGGCCCGACCGCGUACAGCGUUCGUCGGCCACUUCACAAGGUUCUUCGGGCGGGAAGAUGA
Molecule: messenger RNA, 597 nt
Organism: Aegilops tauschii subsp. strangulata
Lineage: Eukaryota; Viridiplantae; Streptophyta; Magnoliopsida; Poales; Poaceae
Source: RefSeq, a predicted model, not a curated record